Molecule: messenger RNA, 1643 nt
Organism: Zingiber officinale
Lineage: Eukaryota; Viridiplantae; Streptophyta; Magnoliopsida; Zingiberales; Zingiberaceae
Product: transcription factor HHO6-like
Exons: 5
Coding region: 82-1221 (379 amino acids)
Biological process (GO): regulation of DNA-templated transcription
Molecular function (GO): DNA-binding transcription factor activity; DNA binding
Source: RefSeq, a predicted model, not a curated record
GACCGACGUCCCCUUCCUCUCUCCGUCGUCGCCCUCGUCGUCGGAGAGAUCGGCUGAGGGGGGGAAGAGUCGUGGAGGUGAAUGCAGAUGGGGUCGGCUGCGACGGAGGUCGGCCUGGAUCUUAAGCUCUUCGCCAUGAGGAGUGCCGGCGGCUUCCUCGAGGAGGCUGCGGCUGCUGUCGACGGCGGGGUGGCCAAGUUGGAGGAGUCGGUGAGGAGCUUGCUGGAGGAGCGGAAAAAGAUCGAGGUUUUCAAGCGCGAGCUCCCCCUUUGCAUGCUCCUCCUCACCGAAGUGAUUGAGCUGUUGGGGAAGGAGCUCGAACGCUGCCCGGGAGAGCGACUCAGGCACAGCUUCAAGGAAUUCAUAUCCAUUCGGAGCGAUUGCGAAGAGGAGGGUGGGAAUGGGAUGAAGCUUGAAGCAGAUUGCAAGGAUAAGACACACUGGAUGAGCUCCGCCCAGCUCUGGAGCCCUAAUUCUACCGCCGACGACAAGGUCGACGAUGAUGGCAAAAGUAUCGCGGAUGAGAGAAAUGGAAGGUCGGAACUCAUGGAGGAGAAGGAGAUCGAUUGCUCGGAGUCCCAAAGCUACCAUUUUGCGGACGGAUUCUUGCCGUUUAAGAGCUCAAAGGAGGCGUCGAAGCCCUCAACGACGCCGUGUGAUCUCUCUCUUCUAUCACUCCCCGCCGUCAAGGGUUCUGCCUUCCCCAUCUCGGUCGACGAACACUCCGACAGUGGCUCCGGCGCCAAGCACUCCAACAGAGCCCCACCGGCAACCGGCGGCGCGCACCUUAGCUUGCAAUUGCAGCAUCCGCCGAGGAAGACGAGGCGGUGCUGGUCGCCGGAGCUGCAUCGCCGCUUCGUCCUCGCUCUCCAGCAACUCGGUGGUCCUCAAGUGGCAACUCCAAAGCAGAUCAGAGAACUGAUGAACGUCGAUAAUCUCACCAACGACGAAGUAAAAAGCCACCUCCAGAAAUACAGAUUACACAUAAGGAAGAUGCCUAAUGCCUCAUCAACUGGCACCGACAAGGUAGUUAUAUCGUUGAGAGAUCUCUGGACUCACCCUGAGAACUGCAGUUCCUUGACAAACCGGAGCACUGUUUGUAUUCCCCAAUCUGGCUCUCCUCAAAGUCCACUUCAGUUGGCCAUCUCCGGCGGAACCGGCGGAGAUAGCUGCGAGGAAGAUGACCGGAAGUCGGAGAGAAGCUUUAACUGGAGAUCCUGAACAAAAAUUUACAGCUGAAGCUUAGAAAUCUGAGAAGUGCGGUUGGAAGAGAGGAUUGCUGUAGAUGUUCUAGUAUGUUUUGUGGCUCUACAAUAUACAUUUGGAGCAAGAUUAAUAUUAUGGAGAAGAACAAGAGCAAUUUUGCCCAAAUUUUUGUUUUGCAUGGAAAGAAAGAAAGAAAGAAAGAAGAAAGUAAAAGAGCAUCUCACAUAUUUGUCAUUUUAUUAGGAAUAAAAAUGAAGAGGGGCUUAGCUUAACGGUAAAAUGAUAUUGUGUGAUCCGAAGUUCAUGGAUUCAAGGAAGUCAUGAAAACAAUCUCUAGAAUAAUAUUAUGUACGAUAAAUCCUUUUUCGAGAUCCUUAUUAGCAGGAGUUUUGUACAUUAGACGAAUCAUAAAAUUAACCUCCGUGUUUAGUUUUUCA